AUGGAUGGCCGACUCUCCCCGAAACCCCCUCCCCAGUCCGGUCCCGAGGAAGCGGCCCCAGCCCGAGACAAAAGACCCGGCGCUGCGGGAGGGGCCAGGGCCGCUCCGAGGACAGUCCCAGGACCACUCCCAGGACUGUCCCAGGGCCGCUCCCAGGACCAUCCCAGGGCCGCUCCCGGGACCGUCCCAGGACCACUCCCAGGACUGUCCCAGGGCCGCUCCCAGGACCAUCCCAGGGCCGCUCCCGGGACCGUCCCAGGGCCGCUCCCGGGACCGUCCCAGGGCCGCUCCCAGGACCAUACUAGGAUCACCCCAGGACCGUCCCAGGAUCGUCCCAGGACCGUCCCGGCAUCGUCCCAGGACCGUCCCAGGAUCGUCCCAGGACAGUCCCAGGAUCAUCCCAGGACCGUUCCGGGAUCGUCCCGGGACUGUCCCAGGAUCAUCCCAGGGCCGUCCCGGGAUCGUCCCGGGACUGUCCCAGGAUCAUCCCAGGACCGUCCCGGGAUCGUCCUAGGAUCGUCCCGGGACUGUUCCAGGGCCGCUCCCGGGACUGUCCCAGGAUCGUUCCUGGCCCGUCCCAGGGCUCUCACAGUCCUCAGCCCGACGGCUCCCUGCCUGGUGGCCCCUCGUCCCUCUCGCCCCUCGCCCGUCACCAGGCCGGGCCCCCUGUCCGUCAGUCCGUCCCUCCGUCCCGCCCGCUUCCCUCCUGCCAGCUGCCCGGCCGGGCGGGCACUUACCCCUGGGCUGCGGGCCCUGCUCUCCGGACUCCCCGCUCGGGGCGGCUCCCCGCACGGCGCUCGCGCGGGCUUCAGGGGGCCGCGGGGGUCGCUGCCGGUGGAGCGGCCCCGGGCCCGGAGCAUCCUCCCGGAGCUGCCCCUCGCCCCCUGCCCGGCCCGGGGGCUUCGGGCACCCGGCCACCGGCUCGGCUGCGGCGCUGCCCAGGCUGGCAGGCUUGGCCCGCUCCUCCGUCCCUCCUCCCACCCCCCGCCCAGUCCUGCCCGGGAGGGGCUCGGGGGGCGGGCCCGGGGGGCGGGGGGCGCGGGCACCGGGGGGCGGGAGCAGGGCGCACGCAUGCCUCGGCCCAGGCCCAGCCCCCCACGCCCCGCCCCGCCGGCCCGGGGAGACCCGCCGCCUCCUCCCGGCCGCCCUCCAGGCCGCCCCCCGGCCGCCCUCGCCCACGUCCCCUCCUACGGGAUGAGGGCACCAGGGAAUGACAACCGCCUCCGCUCACCGAGCCCAGCCUGGUUCUGGCUCCACCCGGACAGGCGGGCGGGACCCCCGGGCUCCUUGCCCUGCUGUCCCAACUGCGCCUUAAAUCCCAGGACAGAACAGCCCAGCUCCAGCCCAGCUCCAGCCCCUCUCCCCGGGGCUCAGCUCCCACGGCUCCCGGACGCCCCAAUCGUCCGAGCCCACCCCCCGGCCUCGGGGACCCCGGCCAAGCCGAGCCCCAGGCCCUGA
Tachyglossus aculeatus (Australian echidna) is the source of this 1458-nucleotide messenger RNA. Its product is annotated as translation initiation factor IF-2-like. NCBI's taxonomy places the organism in Eukaryota, Metazoa, Chordata, Mammalia, Monotremata, Tachyglossidae. The record is from RefSeq and is a predicted model, not a curated record. Bases 1 to 1458 code for a protein of 485 amino acids. The transcript has 3 exons.